UUCGCCGUAGCUGUCAUGGCGUGUAGUUUAUAAAGUCGCGUCAGAUGUCAUGUUGUUUAUUAUCAAACCAGUAACACGUUUGUAAGCAUGAGCAGCUCGGGUCCUCCGGCCAAAAAGAAAUGUUACAUGGGACAGCACCAGAUUAUCAAGAAAAAGAGCUCUCGAGCCCCGGACGAGCCACUACCUGGCAGCACCUCUGUUCUGCUGCAGAAACCCCGCUAUCUGUCGGACAAAACAAACAGAUCACACACAGAGAGCAUCAACAGAGGCAAACACCAAGUCCCUAACAUGGGUGGAGGGACAUUGUUGUCUCUGGGAGAGUCCUCGUUGGCUCUGGAUGAGGAGAUGCUGCAGGCACUGGAUGCUCUGGAUCCUGUCAAGCCUGCAGCUGACAAAGCUCCUUCAGCGACGGUAAACACCAACACACAGGAAGGAGCGGCUUCAUUAGCCACGUUAGAGCCUCUUGCAUCAGUUCCAGGCAAUAAGACAAAGAGGGACAUGAUGCAGAUUAAAAACAGAGCACCUCCCCAGAUCGGCCACAGCCCUCCUGCACAAGCAAGAAAAGGGAGGGGACUAACAGGGGAAAGUGGUGAUCAUAAGAGACCGGGGUGGAGAGCUGACUGUAAAGACCUCGCCCAGCGGCUCCUCUUCAGCGAGGAUCUGGAGGAAGCAGAGCAUGCUCAGAGGGUCCCAAAGAGCCGACAGUCAGUGCCAGUUUCUGCCUCCAAUAAUGGUCCGUCCUCCCAUGACAUAAAGAUCAGUCAGCAAGUAGACCUCACUACCCGGCAGAAGCGUACAUCUGAAAAGAGCUCUCCUCUCAGUAAAGACAGAGGCGGACCGAGUACGAAGGCAGAUUCACCCCUAAAUGUCUCCAGUAACUACAUCCUGUUCAGCCCCACACACCUGGCAGCAGCAAGGAAGAGGGCUGAACUCCAGCGCUCAUUACAAAAUCAGUCAGCCUCUGUGCUCACGGUCCCCACUGGCUUAGACCUGAGUGUGAUCACUGACUCUUUACCACAGCCAGGCAUUGCCAUGUGUGCCCCCGAGGAACACGCUGAAAAGCUGUUGUUAUCCAGCUGGGGUUUACCUAAGCCAGUCCUGGAGCGCUACCAGAAACACGGAGUAACACACAUGUUUGAAUGGCAGGCUCAGUGCCUUACUGUUGGAGAGGUGCUGCAAGGACGCAACCUAGUUUACUCUGCCCCCACAAGUGCUGGGAAAACCCUGGUGUCAGAGCUACUGAUGUUGAAGCGUGUCUUGGAGACCAAAAGAAAAGCUCUCUUCAUUCUGCCAUUUGUCUCUGUGGCCAAAGAGAAGAUGCACUAUCUUCAGAGUGUAUUUGAAGAGGCGGGAGUUCGGGUGGAGGGAUAUAUGGGCAGCACCUCGGCUGCAGGAGGGUUCACUGCUCUGGAUGUGGCUGUGUGCACAAUAGAAAAAGCCAACUCUCUGAUCAACAGACUCAUUGAGGAAGACAGUAUGGGCCUACUAGGUAUGGUUGUGGUGGAUGAGUUGCAUAUGGUUGGUGACUCUGGAAGAGGAUACUUACUAGAACUGCUUUUAACCAAAAUCCGCUACAUCGCCCAGAAGCAAAACACUACAGGGUCCCUUUCUGAGAGUGUACAGGUAGUAGGCAUGAGUGCCACCUUGCCCAACCUCUCCCUCUUGGCUGGGUGGUUGGAUGCAGAGCUUUACCAGACAGACUACAGACCUGUACCCCUGCAGGAGCACCUCAAGGUGGGCAACAACAUCUACGACAGCAGCCUCUCCCUGGUUCGGCAGUUUACACCUGCACUCCAAGUUAAGGGAGAUGAUGACCACAUAGUGAGCUUGUGUUACGAAACAGUGAGCGAGGGCCACUCCGUGCUGCUGUUCUGCCCCUCGAAGAACUGGUGUGAGAAGCUCGCAGACAGCAUCGCUAGAGAAUUCUACAACCUCAGACAUACUGAUGGCCAGGGUGAGGCAGCACCCCAGGCAGUGGGUCUGGAUCAGGAGGGGCUAAAGGAUGUGAUAGCCCAGUUGAGACGCACUCCGGCCGGGCUGGACCCCAUCCUGCAGCGUACUGUGCCAUGGGGAGUGGCCUUCCACCAUGCUGGCCUGACGUUUGAUGAGCGUGACGUUUUGGAGGGAGCUUUUCGACAGGGCAUGAUCAGGGUCCUGGCUGCCACCUCCACCCUUUCCUCAGGUGUUAAUCUCCCAGCUCGCAGGGUCAUCAUUCGAACCCCUACGUUUAAUGGACACCUGCUGGACCCACUCACAUACAAACAGAUGUCUGGACGUGCAGGAAGAAAGGGAGUGGAUACUACAGGAGAAAGUGUGCUGGUGUGUAAGGAGGCAGAGCGUCAGAAAGGCACCACUCUCCUUCGGGGUGCUCUUCAGCCAAUCAGCAGCUGCCUGGUGAAAAGGGAGGGAGAGGGCGUCACCACUAGUAUGCUGCGAGCCAUCUUGGAGAUCAUAGUUGGAGGUGUAGCCAGCACACCACAUGAUGUGAGGUCGUAUGCUUCAUGCACACUGUUGGCUGCCAGCAUGAAAUGUGGCCCCCGUCCAUCUCAGCGUGGUGUGAAGAACGGGUCAGACUCAGAGACCAACAAGGGGGCUAUUGAGGCCUGUGUUGAAUGGCUGAUGGAGAAUGAAUUUAUCAGUAUCCAGAAAGAGGGAGAAGAGGAGCGAUACUGUCCCACCCAGCUCGGUGCUGCUACCCUCUCCUCCUCCCUGUCCCCUCCUGAGGCUCUAGGAAUAUUUGCAGAUCUCCAGCGGGCCAUGAAGGGCUUUGUUCUGGAAAACGACUUGCACAUUCUCUAUCUGAUCACUCCAGUGUACGCAGAGUGGACAACCAUCGAUUGGUACCAGUUCUUCUGUCUAUGGGAGCAGCUUUCAUCGUCUAUGAAGAGAGUAGCAGAGCUGGUGGGCAUUCAGGAGGGCUUUCUUGCACGGUCCGUCAGUGGCAAACUCGUCGCCAAGACUGAAAAACAGCGCAGACAGAUGGCUAUUCACAAACGGUUCUUCACCACUCUUGUGCUACAGGACCUAGUGAAUGAGGUGCCUUUGGGAGCGGUAGCAUCCAAGUACAACUGCAGUCGUGGGCAAUUACAGUCUCUCCAGCAGUCUGCCUCUACAUAUGCAGGUAUGGUGACAGUGUUCUGUAAGCGUCUGGGCUGGCACACCAUGGAGCUGCUCUUGUCUCAGUAUCAGACGAGGCUGAGCUUUGGGGUCCAGAGGGAGCUGGUCGACCUGGUCAGGGUGUCUCUCUUGAACGCAGCACGAGCCAGAGCUCUCUAUGCACAAGGUCUCUGUACUGUCGCCGAGCUAGCCAGGGCUUCUGUAUCUGAUGUGGAGAAAGCCCUCAGGAAAGCUGUCCCAUUUAAGAGCUCUAAACGCGCAGUGGACGAGAGUGAGGUGGAGGCAGCUGAGAGGCGAAGCCUGCGCUGUGUCUGGGUCAGCGGUGGGCGGGCCCUGACGGAACUGGAGGCUGCCAAUGAAAUAGUGUCGGAGGCAAGGCUCCUCCUCCAGGAAGACCUGGCCCGGUUAGGAGUUCACUGGGAUCCCACUACCACCAACCCUGAUGACCGUUGCAGCGGCCACUCAGACUCUGGCUCUGAAACCUCAUCCAGCUCAUCUGUUGGCUCGCAUGAAAAACAGAGACACGACUCAAGAAACCGACAAGAGGGGGACAAGUUCAAGAAACAUGAGAGCAGAGAUGUUGACAGGCAUAUUGAGGAGAUUAAGGAGGAUUGUAAAGAUGAGAAAGGAAUCUCUGAAAGGGAAAUGUGUGAAAGGAAAAGGGAGAGAGACAGACAACAAGAAGAAGCAGCCAAGAGAGAACGAGGGAAGAGCAAGCUUGAAGGAAGGGAGGUAAAGAGGAAAGCGGAGGAGCCAGUAAAGGAAGAUAGGUGUGGCACAGAGAGAAGACAAGGUGAUGAAGAGCCAGUGGAAAAAGGGACUGAAGCACAGCGGAAAGAGGAGAGAAAUCAAAAAAUGGCCACAGCAAGUGAAAAAGAAAAUAAAAUUGAGAAAAUAGGAACAAAACAACUUGAGCAGUUAGAAAAAGGGGAAGAGAGUAAAACAACACAGCAGAAAGAAGGCAAGACAAAUGAAGGGAAGGCCUCUACCUCAAGAGAAGGUCUUGAAACAAAUCGUUCUGUCCCUGAACGGAGCUUGACACAGGAAUUGAACGAGAUAAUAUCCAGCCCCCUGCCUCAGCCACCGCCACCUCCUCAAGUCUCUCCUUCCCCCAUGCAUCCACCUCGGUUCAGAGCCCCAGUUUCUCGAGCAGAGGAGCCGCAGUGUGAUUCAACAAGAACAUUAAAUGGGGAUGUUGCUACGGGGCCUGGUGCAUCACCUGUGCAGCCAGGUAGACUGAAGCACGCCAGAGCCCUGAGCAAAGUGCUCCAUUCCAUACAAACUGACAAGAGCGCACAACAAAAGGUAGAGGCGGUGCAGACAUUACACUCUUUAAAUCCCACAGUAGUUACCCCAGUCCAAAACUCAGCCCAGACAACUUUUCCUGCUCCGGUCCCUUUGCAAGAAACUCCUACCCCCUUGCCUGUUCCUCAAAUUGUAGACACAUUAAAUUUUCCUAACCCAUUGUCUCAACCUAUUGGGCCACUGCCCUCUUUCUCUCCUGAGGCCAAGCGAAGAAGGAUAGAAGGACAACAGGUUGACAAGUUUUCAUCUCCUGAGCUGUACGCAGGAGAUGACAGACAUGAAGUUGAGGGAGAUGGUGAUGUGGAAGAGGAAGGUUUUGGUGACAGCUUUGAGCUGGACACUCAGACCGAAAGAAUCAUCGUUCAUCAGAUGUACAAACCCCAGGAUGGGAAUGAAGGGGGCAUGGAUGAGUGGGGGCAAACAGAACAGAUAAGAGAGGAGGAAAUGGAAGAAGCAGAUGAAGAAUUGGAGGAGAACCCAAAUGAGGAAAGAAACGGGCCUGGUGCCUGUGGCUCCCCGGACAACGCAUGUCCCAGAUUCAAUAUUUCUCUCACAAAUAGCCAGAUGGAGCUUAUCCUGAAUAGCAGCCACCAGAUCUCUCCAAGACCAGGUGGUGGUGCUAAAAUGGGUGAGGAUAAAGAUGAAGAAGGUGAUGGUGAUGAUGACGCCAAUCAAGUUGCUUCUGAGAGUCUUAACAGAAGCAGUAGCUUCCUGUUUGAUAGCUUGUAUGACACUUCACUGCUGGCUGGUCUGAGCCCACACGAGGACCCUGAUCAGGCAGAGGAAGCGGAAUCGGAUAGCCAGGAGAUCGGAGACAAUCGCCACCUUCAUUCAACCCAGGAGCGAAGACGCAGUGAGCUUUUAGCCAACCAGGAGGUAGAAAAUCAGGAGGCCAUCCAAUGGGGUGAGUCUUCCUUCAACCUAUCAGAAUGGGGCGACUCUCUGUUGGUGGGUGAACACUUCCUGGAGAGGCGGAGCUUGCUCAGACACACAGAGAGAAUGCAAAAAGAGCAAGAUCCCAGCCAUGGUGAAGCUCAGCAACCGAGCACAAGCCACGUUCUGACAGAGCAGCAAGUAUCAAAUUUUCAAACUACGCCUGGCAAGACAGAGCCACCAAAACCCAACCGCAUCAUUAUUCAGAAGCACUACCACAAGGACAAAGCCAACAAUAACCAAGACCAUACAAACAAAGUUGAACAAUGCAUUGAAGCACCAAACGGCAAUAAAUCAGUAAACUCAAACUCAGAGGAGGGAGGGAAAAGCAAAGGGAGAGAAGACGAGAGAGAAGUAAAGAUAAAUGAAGAAGGUAAAAAUAGGCAGGAGGUUGAGAAAGGAGGAAGGGAAGAGAGGGAAAUGAAAGAAGAAAGGAAUGUUCCUUUAUCUAAUACUGCUGUUUUAAAGCAUCCAAAUAUCAAAAACACACCUGAAAAUUGUCUGAACUGCAGCCCUGGUCUACAAGACAUCUUUGACCGUUGGCCUAGUAUGUCUGACCCGUCUUCCCAAUACAUUUCAUCGGGCUUCACAGACACUUAUGCACACGCUGCUGCAGGAAACGAAGCGGAUGUUCCAGAAAUACCUCAGUCCUCGAUCCAGGUGGACAGAAAGAGGCCAAGGCUGAAUUUACAGUCUGCGCCCGUUGAGAGUAAAUCUCAAGAGAAACAACCCACAAGACAAGAAACUGUUGAGGACACUCGCAGAGAAAGUGGAGGGGAGAGACCAGGCUCUGCCACUGACCUUAUUCCCCCUACGCAGCAAACGACACCGGUCACGCCCAGAGUAAAACUGACCACCUCCUCUGUUCAGUCACCCCUCAAUGCUCAGAUACUCAACCAGUCCUCUUCCUCUAGAGAACAGGGCCAACCCCCAGUCCCGAAAUGUCCUAGAUCCUGCCCAGAACCCAGUAAUCAUUUCACAUCUGCUCUAUCCAAGGCUAUUUAUGACAAUAAACAAAUGAAAUCUACAUCAAAUCUGAACCACAAACACCAGCUGGAACAGGAACCCACGACUGUACCAGUGUCUGAGGCACACGCACAAAUCAAACCCCUGCCACACGCUGGCUCAAACCCCAGUCUUCCCCAGGAUUUUGCCCCUCUACUCUCACCCCAGUCGAAGCCUCGUGAUUUGAACUCACCCCGGACUGACGAAAACAUCACCUCUCAGCUCUCCCAGAAUGCAUCGCUCUCUUCCAGUAACUCUGGGACAUUCUCCAUCAUCGACGUAGCGAGUGACAGGCACCUCUUCCACACUUUCAUAAAUGAGUGGAAAACAAAAGAGCGGUACUCCCUGGCUCUGGCCUGCGAGAGGCGGGAACACACACAGCAGCUCGAGGGGGGAAUAGGAGAGAAACACAAGAGAGUGUCAGCAGCUCAUCGGACGCCCCACAAGGCUGAUGGUUUUCCGGUGAGGGGCAGUGAAGGACAGGUGCUGACUGGACUGUCUGUCUGCUGGGGAGCUAGAGAUGCAUACUACAUAUCUCUGCAGCAAGAGCAGAGCACAGGUUUGAGCUCCAGUCUGGCCCCUCCACCACUGGAUUCUGAUUUGCCAGUGAGCGAGAGGCUCGAGCAGGUAAAGGCCUGUCUGAGCAGGCCAUUGGCUGGUCAUGCAGGGGGUGUGGUUGUCACCUAUGACAUCAUCCAGGUGUACAAGAAACUGGUACUGAGCUGUGGCAUCAGCUUGGAGGGAAGCUGUGAAGACCCCAAGGUGGCCUGCUGGCUGGUGGACCCGGCAAGUGAAGAGAGAACUGUAGCCAACAUGGUGACUGUCUACUGUCCUGAAGAAUUAGCUCUGCUGGACGGACUUGGGAAUGCACAUGCACACUGUCCCCGUGUUAGGUCAGCUACCGAGAGUGUGCUAGUGUAUGCCGCCAUGAACCACCUCAAUGUCCUGCUAGAGAAAGAUGGAAUGCUUGAUUUAUUCAGGCGCAUGGAGAUGCCGUCUCAGGUGUGUCUGGCGCUGCUAGAACUGAAUGGAGUGGGCUUCAGUGUCGAAGAGUGUGAGAGACAGAAACAUGUGAUGCAAGCCAAGCUCACAGCCUUAGAAUCUCAGGCUUACGACCUGGCGGGACACAGUUUCUCCCUCACCAGCAUCGACGACAUCGCACAGGUGCUGUUCUUGGAGCUUCACCUGCCUCCAAAUGGUGAUGUUGAUGCACCAAAAACUAAGAAAACCCUGGGCUACACCAGGAGAGGAGGUGGAAAAGUACGGCUCGGAAAGCAGUUCAGCACAACAAAGGAUGUUCUGGAGAAGCUUCGCCCUCUGCACCCGUUGCCUGGCGUGAUUCUGGAGUGGCGGCGGAUCACCAACGCCCUGACUAAAGUGGUGUUUCCCCUGCAGAGAGAGAAGCAGCACCACCCUUCGCUGGCAAUGGACAGAAUACAUCCCAUCGCCCAGACACACACAGCCACAGGUAGGGUGAGCUUCAUCGAACCGAACAUCCAGAACGUCCCCAAAGACUUUGAGAUUUGCAUGCCCACGGUGGUGGGGGAGAGCCCACCUUCACAAGAUGGCCAUCACACUGCCAGUAAGCCAGGCAGGAGGAGACGCUCUGUGAUGCCCACGGUUCCAGCUGGCAGUCCAGGCCCAGCCUUCUCUGUCAGCAUGAGACAUGCCUUCAUACCUUUUUCAGGAGGGAUGAUAUUAGCAGCUGAUUAUUCCCAGUUGGAGCUGAGAGUGUUGGCUCACCUCUCCAAGGAUCAACGCCUGCUGCAGGUGCUGAACGGAGGAGCAGAUGUGUUUCGCUGCAUUGCUGCUGAGUGGAAGAGUGUGGACCCAGAGACUGUGAAUGACAGCCUCAGACAACAGGCAAAACAGAUUUGCUAUGGCAUUAUUUAUGGUAUGGGAGCCAAGUCUUUGGGAGAGCAAAUGGGGGUAGAAGAGAACGACGCCGCCUGCUACAUAGAGAGUUUCAAGGCCAGAUACAAAGGGAUCCAUGCUUUUCUUAAAGAGACGGUGAGGAGCUGUGUGAAGAAAGGCUAUGUUCAGACUCUGCUGGGCCGCAGGAGAUACCUGCCAGGCAUCACUCACAGCAACAUGCAUGCCAGAGCACACGCAGAGCGGCAGUCAGUGAACACAACCGUACAGGGUUCAGCAGCAGACAUCGUUAAACUUGCCACCGUCAGCAUCCAGAAACGACUGCGAGAAACCUACCCUACAAGUCUGCUGUCACACCAGCACACACGUUCAGUCAGUCAUCACCGCAGGGCUGGGAGGUCACAUUUGAGAGGAGGCUACUUUGUCCUGCAGCUGCACGAUGAGUUGAUCUAUGAGACCACAGAGGAAGACCUCAUACAGGUUGCUCAGAUAGUCAAGAGGGAGAUGGAGUCAGCAGUAAAACUCUAUGUCAAGCUAAAGGUCAAAGUCAAGGUGGGACCCAGCUGGGGCAACCUGCAGGACCUGGACAUAUAAACUACAGCAUUCAUGGCUGUUGUAUGUUUCAGGCAGAAAUUACACACUUUACAGUUACUGCUUGAGGUACAGAAGAAAUGUAAAUAGGGAUCUAUCAUAUAGUAAAUGCAAAUAUAAUAAUGUAAAUUUGCUUUUGAUACUGAAUAUGUAUUUUUAAUCACUACAUUGAAAGUAAUGAGAACAUUAAGUAAGCACACAGUCAUACUGUAAUCACAUUGAACUAUGAAUUAAUUUAAUAUAGCUAUGGAUUUAUAUUUAUAAUUGUACUCCCUAUUGUACACUAUUGUCGAUUAUUGUAAAUGUUUUGUAUUAAAAUUGCAUUUUUAUGUGCUAUGAUACUCCUGCACUGUCAAUAAAUUAAAAUACAUAGGUUGGGUCCAUGCUUUUUGGAAUGUGAAAACUGUCUUGAUUGUGCUUU
This is a messenger RNA of Myripristis murdjan (pinecone soldierfish), 9244 nucleotides long. RefSeq names its product polymerase (DNA directed), theta (gene polq). The coding region runs from base 88 to 8826 and encodes 2912 amino acids. Gene Ontology annotation, biological process: DNA-templated DNA replication; double-strand break repair via alternative nonhomologous end joining. NCBI's taxonomy places the organism in Eukaryota, Metazoa, Chordata, Actinopteri, Holocentriformes, Holocentridae. The transcript has 35 exons. The record is from RefSeq and is a predicted model, not a curated record. Gene Ontology annotation, molecular function: ATP binding; DNA-directed DNA polymerase activity; DNA binding.